GUCAGAACUUCAUAAAUUUCAGCAAAAUGAAAUAGGAUUACCAAACACAUGCUAUAUGGGGUUAAUUUUUACUACGUAUUUUUUAUUAUCAAUCCAGCACACAUAUGCUCGACAAAGUCAUUACACCAUAAAAGACACUUAACCCGCUACUAAACUGAAAUUAAAGAUUCAGGGAACGAUGGACCGGCCAGAUAAAUCACAGUCAGGUACCGACCGGCCGGCUAGAUUAUGAAAAGACAUAAUAAGCUACAACCUUUCCCAUUAUUCGAUCAACUGCUUCCUAAAGCUCAAUUACUGGUGGCAGAAAAUGACUUUCAGCUCACGCGGCGCCGAACACGCGUGCGUCAGCGACGGCACGUCGUGCGCGUACGUGUACGUCGCCGGGCAAGCCUUCUUGAAGAACUCCGAGUGGCUCGACGGCCGGCACGUCUGCGGGCUGUUGAAAUGGUUCCUGCAGCAGAGCUCGUCCGUCUUGAACGCUUCGCACCCACUCUUGCAGGCCACCACCGGCCCGUGACCGCCCUGGGACCGGAAGUGAAGCUCCGGCGGGCAAGACUCGACGAGAUUCGCCCGGCAGCCGACCACCGGACAGUUGCCUUUCCCUUCGUGGGGGGUGACCGUCAGGGGGAGGUUGAAGCCGUCGACGAGGCUGACAGAGUAGGAGGAGAAGUCACUGUUUCCGUGGUGGAGAUCCAGCUGGACGAGAGUCGCCGGAAGGGCGCCGCCGGCGCCGUUGCACUCCAACCGGCCGCCGCAGUCCCCGGUGUCGCAUGAGAAGUGGCCGCCGGCGUCUGAGCAGCCGGUUCGAGCCCAGAUUCGGCCGGCCCAGUGGGUGUCAGGUGCGUUGAAGGAGCGGUGAGUGAAGGUGGGGAGAGCGAAGCCGCCGCUCUCGAGAACUGGGUAGCCGCCGUUCGGCAGGAUUGCCGGCCAGACGGUGUAGGGGCAGUUGUUGACGACAGUGAGAAAGAGGGCAGUGGUGGUGGUUAUAGAGAAGGAACAGAGGGUUAGAAGGAGAGAGAGUGAGAGUAUGGUGGUCGGAGCUGCCAUUUCCGGCGGAGAAGAGUAAUCGUUUAAUUUGCUUAACUAGGUAGGUUCUCUAGAAUAUUGUAUCGGCGGUAAUGAUUUUAUAGGAGAACGGGAUUGAAUUUGAAGGACCAAAACGGCAAAACCUAAUCGGGAAGUAUAGUGAGGGUAGU
This is a messenger RNA of Cuscuta epithymum, 1196 nucleotides long. NCBI's taxonomy places the organism in Eukaryota, Viridiplantae, Streptophyta, Magnoliopsida, Solanales, Convolvulaceae. The record is from the annotation of a GenBank genome assembly.